UGGCGCCUCUCAAGUUCCUCGCUACGCGUUAUUCUGGCAUAAGCACUUCAUAUCAUAUAUUCGCAUACUUCUUGAUUGUUUCUUCUCACGGAUGCACAUGUGUGCAAACGUAUACACUUCGAAUAAUUCUGGUUCCUACAUAUAAUCAGAGGAAGGAUUUAUUCCAUGCGUGUACAGAAAUCUACAUAGAAACAUGCCACAGAACGAGUACAUCGAGAGGCACCGUAAACUCUACGGUCGCCGUCUGGAUUAUGAGGAAAGGAAAAGGAAGAGGGAGGCUCGUGCGCCUCAUAAGCGAGCAGAGCAGGCUCGUAGUUUGCGUGGUUUAAAGGCCAAGAUGUUCAAUAAGGAGCGACGCAAUGAGAAGAUUCAGAUGAAAAAGAAAAUUAAGGCUCACGAGGAGAAGAAGGUCAAAGAGAAAUCUGACAAACUGCCAGAAGGAGCGUUGCCAGUCUACUUGCUAGAUCGCGACGUUACGAAACGCGCAAAAGUGCUGUCGAACAUGAUAAAACAAAAACGCAAGGAGAAAGUCGGCAAAUGGGACGUUCCGAUACCUAAGGUCAGGGCACAGUCGGAGUCCGAAGUGUUCAAAGUGGUGAGAAGUGGCAAGACAAAACGGAAAUCGUGGAAGCGAAUGGUGACCAAGGUGACCUUCGUCGGGGAGAACUUUACAAGAAAACCGCCGAAAUUCGAGAGAUUUAUUAGACCGAUGGCACUGAGAUUCAAAACCGCGCACGUCACACAUCCCGAGCUCAAGGCGACCUUUUCCCUGCCGAUCAUCGGCGUCAAGAAAAAUCCCAGCUCUCCUAUGUACACAACCUUAGGUGUCAUAACUAAAGGAACUAUUAUCGAAGUGAAUAUCUCGGAAUUAGGUCUUGUCACGCAAUCGGGUAAAGUUGUAUGGGGAAAAUAUGCUCAGGUUACAAAUAAUCCUGAAAAUGAUGGGUGUAUUAAUUCCGUUUUGCUCGUAUAGACUAUAAAUCCUAAUUAUGAUUCUGAUAAUUUUGGAAAUAAUUGUCUUGUAUAUAAAACAGUAACGUACAUAAUAGCUUGUAUUAAAAAAUUAAGAUAAGUUAUCUUUUAAAUACAUGAUAUCAUAUACAUAUUAUGUAUAUAUUUUAUAAAUAUAUAUUAGUAAAUAUAUUAAUAAAAAUUA
Molecule: messenger RNA, 1156 nt
Organism: Solenopsis invicta (red fire ant)
Lineage: Eukaryota; Metazoa; Arthropoda; Insecta; Hymenoptera; Formicidae
Gene: Ip259
Product: ribosome biogenesis protein NSA2 homolog
Exons: 2
Coding region: 194-973 (259 amino acids)
Biological process (GO): maturation of 5.8S rRNA; maturation of LSU-rRNA
Cellular component (GO): preribosome, large subunit precursor; nucleolus
Source: RefSeq, a predicted model, not a curated record